GGCGCGGGAGGGGGCGGCCGGGCGCGUCACGUGGUGCGAGGCGGGCAGCCAUCUUGGUACAAACACAAACAGAGGCAGCGGCCGCCGCGGGAGCUGCCCCCGGCCCGCGCCCCGCGCCCGGACCCGCGCCCGGCCCGCGCCCCGCGUGGCUCUGCUGCCCCGAGGAUUGGUCACAGCCCGCCCGGGAGGUACUGGCCGCAGCGCGCAGCUCCGAGGACAGUGGCCUCGGCCCUCUGGGAGGAGCUGUGGAGUCCCGGUGCGCAUGGGCAUGUAGAAGGCUCCGGCCAGGCCUCCCCCAGCGCGCGGGAAGCCUCGAGCUCCCCCGGCCUGCCCUCCGCUCACAGCCGCCAGGGAUGAGCUGCCCCCUGAGAGCCCCGUCCAGUGCUCCAUAGGGGACAGACCGCGUCGCCCUCUGGUUCAUGGAUCGUCCCCAGAUGUGAAGGUCCCUGCCAGGCUCCGCAGUGGUCAGACCGACACCUGGGUGCUUGGAGACCCUGGUUCCGUGGGCAUCGGCCUCCUGCUUGUGGCCCCGGCUGCGAGUGGCGUCCUGUGCUGUGCUCUCGCCUCUGGGCGGCUCAUGGUGGGCGUGGCCAGUUGGCUGGCAUAGGUGUUUGCUGCGUGGACGCCAGGCCCCCUCCUCUGCUCAGCCCCUCCGGCCCCCAGGACGCGCCCAGUUCCACGAUGGCAGCCGAGACCCUCAACUUCGGGCCUGAGUGGCUGCGGGUCCUCUCUGGCGGCAGCGUGGCCUCGCCGCCACCGUCCCCUGCCAUGCCCAAGUACAAGCUGGCCGACUACCGCUACGGCCGGGAGGAGAUGCUGGCCCUCUAUGUCAAGGAGAACAAGGUCCCCGAGGAGCUGCAGGACAAGGAGUUCUCUGCGGUGCUGCAGGAGGAGCCGCUGCGGCCUCUGGCGCUUGAGCCCCUGACAGAGGAGGAGCAGAGGAACUUCUCCCUGUCGGUGAACAGCGUGGCUGUGCUGAGGCUGAUGGGCAAGGGGGCCGGGCCCCCGAUGGGCAGCACCCCCCGGGGCAGGGCCAGCGCCCGGAGCCGAGGCCGUGGCCGCGGGGACAGCUGCUUCCUGCAGAGGAGCAUCGAGGAGGGCGAGGGGGCCUUUGGCAGGAACCCCCGGGAGAUCCAGCGCAGCCAGAGCUGGGAUGACAGAGGCGAGAGAAGGUUUGAGAAGUCGACGCGGAGGGAAGGAGGUAGGAGCCGAGAAGGGCCCUCGAGGGGUGUAGGUCAGCGGGGCUGGGGCAUGGGGGACAGGCCCCCCUCGUCCCUGCUGAUGGUGCCCCCCUGUGCAGCUCGGUCCGGCUUUGAGGAGAGCGGGGCGGGCCCGCGGAAGGAGCACGCGCGCUCCGACAGCGAGAACUGGCGCUCCCUCCGCGACGAGCAGGACGCCGACGAUGAGGGCCGCUGGCGGCUAGGGGCCACGCCCCGGCGCGACGCUGACCGCUGGCGCUCGGCCAGCCCUGAGGGUGGUCCGCGCUCUGCUGGCUGGCGGGAACACGGGGACCGGCGUCGCAAGUUCGACUUCGACCUGCGAGGGGACCGAGGGGGCUGCGGCGACGAGGAGGGGCGGGGUGGGGGGGGCGCCCACCCACGGAGGUGCCGGGGGGCCGACGGCUUCGAGGACGACAAGGACGGGCUCCCCGAGUGGUGUCUGGAUGACGGGGAUGAGGAGAUGGGCACCUUCGACGCCUCUGGGGCCUUCCUGCCUCUCAAGAAGGGCCCCAAGGAGCCCAUUCCCGAGGAGCAGGAGCUGGACUUCCAGGGGCUGGAGGAGGAGGAGGAGGAGCCCUCGGAGGGGCUGGAGGACGAGGGGGCUGAGGCAGGGCUGGAACCCGCUCGGGACUCCUCUCCCGCAAGGGGAAAGGCACUGAGCCCGCUGCCGUCGCAGGAGGAACAGCCCCGCUCACCAUCCCCACUGCCUGCCUUAGGCCCACUCUGGGGGGCCCCUGGGGAAGGUGAUGACGCUGUGGAGAAGGACAUGCCAACGGCCGAAGGAGACGAUUCAAGGCGAGUACAGCUGAGCCCUGGAGUGGGUUCACCCCCGGGUCCCCCUGGAGACCUGGAAGAUGACGAAGGCUUGAAGCAUCUGCAGCAGGAGGCGGAGAAGCUGGUGGCCUCUCUUCAGGACAGCUCCCUGGAGGAGGAGCAGUUCACGGCCGCCAUGCAGGCCCAGGGCCUGCGCCACUCGGCGGCCGCCACUGCCCUGCCCCUCAGCCACGGCGCGGCCCGGAAGUGGUUCUACAAGGACCCGCAGGGGGAGAUCCAAGGCCCCUUCACCACCCAGGAGAUGGCCGAGUGGUUCCAGGCCGGCUACUUCUCCAUGGCCCUGCUGGUGAAGCGCGGCUGUGACGAGGGCUUCCAGCCCCUGGGCGAGGUGAUCAAGAUGUGGGGCCGCGUGCCCUUUGCCCCAGGACCUUCGCCGCCCCCCCUGCUGGGCAACCUGGACCAAGAGCGGCUGAAGAAGCAGCAGGAGCUGGCCACGGCCGCCUUGUACCAGCAGCUGCAGCACCAGCAGUUCCUGCAGCUGGUCAGCAGCCGCCAGCUCCCGCAGUGCGGGCUCCGGGAGAAGGCGCCUCUGGGGGACCUGACGCCUCCCCCACAGGUGGCUGCCUUCCUGCAGCAGCUCCAGGCGCUCAAACCCCCCAGAGCCGGGGACCAGAACCUGCUCCCGAGCAUGAACCGCUCCCUGUCGGUGCCGGAUUCCAGCCCCCUCUGGGACUUACAUACCUCAGCCUCGCCGCAGUCAGGUGGCGAGGCCAGUCUUUGGGACAUACCAGUUAACUCUUCGACUCAGGGUCCAAUUCUGGAGCAGCUCCAGCUGCAGCUCAAAUUCCAGGAGCGCCGGGAGGUGGAGCUCAGGGUCAAGCGGGAGGAGGAGGAGCGGAAGCGGCGUGAGGAGAAACGGCGGCAGCAGCAGGAGGAGGAUCUGCUCCGGCGCAAGCAGGUGCGGCAGCAGGAGCUCCUGCUGAAGCUGCUGCAGCAGCAGCAGGCGGCCCCCGUGCCCCCAGCGCCCAGCUCGCCGCCCCCGCUCUGGGCUGGUCUCACCAAGCAGGGCCUGUCGAUGAAGACGCUUCUGGAACACAAGCAGCCCCCAGCCCGGGAGCCCACACGGGCCCCGGCCCCCAACCACCGCGCGCAGCUCGGGGGCCUGGGCACCGCCCCCCUGAACCAGUGGGUGUCUGAGACCGGGCCGCUGUGGGGCGGGCCUGACAAGAGUGGAGGCGGCGGCCUGGGGCUCUGGGAGGACACGGUCAAGAGCGGCGGCGGGGGCCUGGCGCGCGGCCUGGGCCUGAAGAACAGCUGGAGCAGCCCCUCCCUCAGCGACUCCUACAGCCACCUCUCGGGCCGGCCCGUGCGCAAGAAGACGGAGGAGGAGGAGAAGCUGCUGAAGCUGCUGCAGGGCAUCCCCCGGCCGCAGGACGGCUUCACGCAGUGGUGCGAGCAGAUGCUGCACACGCUGAGCGCCACGGGCAGCCUGGACGUGCCCAUGGCUGUGGCGAUCCUCAAGGAGGUGGAGUCCCCCUAUGACGUCCAUGACUACAUCCGUUCCUGCCUGGGGGACACGCUGGAAGCCAAAGAAUUUGCCAAACAGUUCCUGGAGCGGAGGGCCAAGCAGAAAGCCAGCCAGCAGCGGCAGCAGCAGCAGGAGGCCUGGCUGAGCAGUGGCCCCCUGCAGACGGCCUUUCCGACCAACCACAGCACCAAACUCGGCCCCGGUGAGGGCAGCAAGGCCAAGCGGCGGGCGCUCAUGCUGCACUCGGACCCCAGUAUCCUGGGGUACUCCCUGCACGGACCUUCGGGUGAGAUCGAGAGCGUGGACGACUACUGAGCGGCCCGACCCACCAGCUGGGCUGUGCGGGGAGGGGCCCUGCGCGAGGACUCGGGCCUGCCCGCAGGCGCCCUCGGAGUGCCGGGGACGCGGGGCCGGUCCCCAGCACUUGUUACAAACCACAGACGCACCUUAACUCA
This is a messenger RNA of Sorex araneus (European shrew), 3977 nucleotides long. RefSeq names its product GRB10 interacting GYF protein 1 (gene GIGYF1). Bases 682 to 3837 code for a protein of 1051 amino acids. Gene Ontology annotation, molecular function: protein binding. NCBI's taxonomy places the organism in Eukaryota, Metazoa, Chordata, Mammalia, Eulipotyphla, Soricidae. The transcript is spliced from 28 exons. The record is from RefSeq and is a predicted model, not a curated record. Gene Ontology annotation, biological process: insulin-like growth factor receptor signaling pathway.